GUAAGUGCUGAACCAGUAAGAGGUCUGAACCAUUAAGUGCUGAACCAGUAAGAGGUCUGAACCAUUAAGAGCUAGUAUAUUGCUUAACUAUUCAGAGGCAAAUGUCUGAUCAAUUCAGAUAAGAGCUCUUAACCAUUCAGACUCUGCCGAUAAACUGUAUGUAUACGAUAAUCUAUACAUAUAAAUGUAUACCGAUCGAUUAUGAGCUCGUCUUCAGGAAGCAGCAGCAGCAAUGGGGCGGCGGCGGCGGGGGUGGGGCCGUGUGGGGCGUGCAAGUUCUUGCGGAGGAAAUGCGUGGCGGGGUGCGUAUUCGCGCCAUACUUCGACCCGGAGCAGGGACCCGCCGUGUUCGCCGCCGUCCACAGGGUGUUCGGAGCCAGCAACGUUUCGAAGCUCCUCAGCCACCUCCCGCCCCACAACCGCCUCCACGCCGUCCUCACCGUCUGCUUCGAGGCUCAGGCCCGCCUCCGUGACCCUGUCUACGGCUGUGUCUCUCACAUCUUUGCCUACCAGCAGCAGGUAGCAAACCUACAAGCGGAGCUCUCCUACCUACAAGCCCACAUGGAAGCUCUCCAGGUGUCGACACCACCGCCGGCGCCGCCUCAAUCAACGUCGGCGGCAUACACUAUUCCCGACCAGCUCCCCACUGCUCCUGCAUGCAUCUGCGAUCUCUCAUCUCUCUUUGACCCGACCGCACAACAGCCGCGCCAAAACUUGGGAGGCGCUGCCACCGGAGAUCCGGCCGAUUACAUGUCAUCCUCUUCGUCGUCGUCCACGGCCAAUGCCGGAGUCCUUCAAGAGGUGACGCGCCACCUUAUGCACAGGCGGCAUUAGCUAGCUAGCUAUACACCAAUCCGAUAUUCGAUGAUAUUUCAAGUGGGAUCUUACAUUACCUCUCGAGUCUAAAAAAGAUUAUUAUAAUUU
Cuscuta campestris is the source of this 924-nucleotide messenger RNA. The record is from the annotation of a GenBank genome assembly. Lineage: Eukaryota; Viridiplantae; Streptophyta; Magnoliopsida; Solanales; Convolvulaceae.